AUGUACCUGUAGUGUUUCAGGAAGUUCAGAAGUGAAGCGGCUUUAGUUUUACUUUCAAAACAUCCAUUGUUAUAUUCUUUGUUUUGAAAGCCUGCAAACAUGUCUAUGGAUUGGCUUGGUUAUGGUUAUGCUGCUCUUAUAACGAUAGGAGGGAUUGUCGGUUAUGCUAAAGCAGGUAGUUUCAUCUCUCUGGUUGCUGGUCUGAUGUUUGGCGUAGCAGCAUUUGUUGGUGCUUAUCAGAUGUCAAAGAAUGACAAAGAUAUCUGGGUUUCUCUGGGCACCUCUGGAUCACUGACUGCUCUGAUGGGAGUGAGAUUUUUGAGUUCAUGGAAGAUUAUGCCAGCUGGAUUUAUGGCCGGAGCAAGUUUACUGAUGUUCCUCAGGAUUGGUGUGAAAGUGCUGCAGAGUUCACAGAAAAAGAGAAGUUGACAUCAAAAUGACACCAUUUAGAAGCUGAUACUUGCAGAUCUUGAGGACACAGAUACUGAAACAGACAGAUAUUGAAA
Messenger RNA from Danio rerio (zebrafish), 506 nucleotides. It is a transcript of the gene tmem14cb, whose product is annotated as transmembrane protein 14Cb. Lineage: Eukaryota; Metazoa; Chordata; Actinopteri; Cypriniformes; Danionidae. Gene Ontology annotation, cellular component: membrane. The record is from RefSeq and is marked validated.